This is a messenger RNA of Carassius carassius (crucian carp), 2924 nucleotides long. RefSeq names its product BCL2/adenovirus E1B 19 kDa protein-interacting protein 3-like. The coding region runs from base 92 to 793 and encodes 233 amino acids. Gene Ontology annotation, biological process: defense response to virus; mitochondrial outer membrane permeabilization; positive regulation of apoptotic process. The transcript has 7 exons. Gene Ontology annotation, cellular component: nucleus; mitochondrial envelope; mitochondrial outer membrane. The record is from RefSeq and is a predicted model, not a curated record. NCBI's taxonomy places the organism in Eukaryota, Metazoa, Chordata, Actinopteri, Cypriniformes, Cyprinidae.
GUUGUGAAUGUGAUGACGUCGCCCCAGAUGCAUGUGAGCGUGCACGCGGAGGGGGCGGGAGCGCGCCGUGUUGACGGACUGGAGAGGCAACAUGUCCACCGCAGCCGCCGCGCAGCUGAACAACAAUGAAGAACCGGGACUCAACGGGUCCUGGGUGGAGCUGGAGAUGAACGGAAACACUCAGCAGCAGAACCCCAGCUUGCCCUUGCUGCUGGGGAACAGGAACCAAGGCGAGUCCCAGGCUUCACAGGCCCUGGAGGCCGUGCAGGAGGAAGAGGAGGUCCUGACAGGAGGACUGGAGCAUGUGCCUUCCUCCUCCUCUAUCCAUAACGGAGACAUGGAGAAAAUCCUACUGGACGCCCAGCACGAGUCCAGCCCCAGCAGCUCGUCCUGCAACAGCCCACCACGACCACAUAGUCCUGACCAGGAUGAGGGACAGAUCACGUUUGAUGUGGAGAUGCCCAGCGAGAGAGACUGUCAGUCAGAAGAUGAUAGUUUGGAGAAGGACAAAGAAGAUGAUAUCCUCAUGGAUAAAGGGGACAGUUGGGUGGCAGACUGGUCCAGUCGACCGGAGAACAUUCCCCCGAAGGAAUUCCACUUCCGCCACCCAAAGCGUUCUGGAUCUGUGUCUUUGAGCAUGAGAAAGACAGGUGCUAUGAAGAAAGGUGGCGUGUUCUCCGCCGAGUUCCUCAAAGUGUUUAUGCCCUCGCUGCUGCUCACCCACAUCCUGGCUCUGGGACUGGGGGUCUACAUUGGGAAGAGGUUGACUACACCCUCCACCAGCUCAUUUUAAACCUGAACAGACCCCACAGUGGCCAAUCGUGUGAUUAUUCCUCUCUCUCUCUUUCUCUCAUUCUCUCCCCCUCUCUGACUUUCUCUUUAUCAUUUCUUUAACUCACUGCCCUGGUUUCCCAUCACACCCUCUGCUGGGAGACAUUCUGCUUGUUGACCUUUGGCUGUGUCACAUUUUCUUGCCCUCUAACGCUGUGGCUUACUGACAUGUUUUAGAUGUUUUUAUUUGGAAAUGUAGUGAAUUAUUCACUGACAUUUAUUUUUCAUGACACGCUACUAUACAAGUUAGAGCCCCACUACAACCAUGACCAUAAUGCGCUUUUAUUUCUGCAUGAUGCACUUGAUAUGAAACUAAUAUAGAGUCUGGAUGUGGCCAGAGAUAUCUUGGGAGUAUAUUGACUCUUAAUAGGAAAUUUAGGAGGGUUGCAAUAUUUUAUUCUAGAGAGAUGAUUUUGCUCAUUAUGUUGCGCAAUUUAAUUUAUUCUGUUCCCUUUUUGUGUCACAGCAUCAAAAAUGCAUGUUAGUCAUUUACUUUUAUAGGAGAACGAUUACCGUUUAAUGACAGACCAAGUCAUUCUUUACAUAUGUCGCUGCAUUGCUUUAGACUGUUACUACAAUUAUUUAAAGACUUAUUUUGCAUAGAAUGUAAAUCUUAGAGGUCCCACUCGGUUCUGUUAUAGGCCCUUUUCUGUUUGCUCUUCACUUCUGUAAAGAUCUAAUAUGACAGGCUAGAACCGAAGCAUCGCUUUAUAGCAGCUUUAUAGUAUAAAAAUAUACAAGUAAAUCACAAAUUUACAUGAACAAUACAUGUUUUUCUAAUCGAAAGACCUUAAGCUAAAGAGAUCAGGAUGGACGUACAUCUGUUUAAGAGCCAAACUGGUCAAGUUAGUUAUUUUUUGAGUUAUUAAGGAAGCUACACACACAUACACACACACACACACUCUGGUUUGCCUUGCUGCAUAUUCUGCUCGCAGUAUUUUCUGACUGUGUAUCUUCGUGCCAAAGUGUUUCCACCACCAUCCCAACAUGAUUUGUCUGCACCUAUCAUAGACUCAGUCUGGUUGGAGUGGGUUAUUGAUCCUGUCAUUCACUCCGUUUUGACAACACCUUACAAAGCCUUCGGUUUUACUGUGAACACUCUGUGGAUAUUAGGCAAAGUGUUGCUAUAGUAGUGUAUUAUACACUGUUGUAUGUACUUUUGUCAAAGCAACAGAUCCACACUCAGUGUACAUAUUUAUAUGCAAUAUGGUGUAGUUUUAAAGAUUAAAAAAAAAACAUUUAGAAGACUUUAUUUGUUACGAACAUGCCCAGGUCAUAUUUCAUUCCAUUUGAUUGAUUUCAUUUUCAUUUACAAAGAAUUAAGCCAGGUUUUAAAAGCAUUAAAAGCAUUUUUUUUUACAUUUGAUUUAUGGGUAAAAGAUAACCAGGUCAUUUUCUUGUCAAGUUUUAUCAUUCACCCUCACAGUAUCUAGUAACACUUUUACAUAGCAAAGUGUUUCGUACAAAAAAACAGUACAGUUAAAUAGUACAGCAAGAGUUUUGUAACCCAAAUCAGUUAACAGGUCACCCUUUGCAUUAAGGCCUUCUGUGUCAUUGUGCCACACUUUACUUGACUCUGUUUUCAUGCUUUCUUUCUUUCUCAGAGGGGAGUGGAAAUACAAGAGGCCAAUUUAGUGUCACUUCAACCGUGCCUCGACUUUUGUUUGCACCUUUUCUUAGCCCCAUUGCAUGCGUGUGUUCAGAGAUUUCACAUCAGGACAUGACAGAAGUGAAGUUUUCUUCUGCGUGGGGUGAAAUGAGAACUGUGAAUGGAAUAGCUAUAGCUCAUGUCAGAUAUGAUAAACUAGCCCUGUCCGGUCUAUUUCGGGUAGGAUGACCAUAUAAUGUCUUGUUUUACGCACAUUAUUUCUCUGUUAUAUCUCUCUUUUGUUUUUUGUUUUGUUUUUUAGUUUUUGCUUUAAUCAUGAGUGUAGAUACUGGAGGGCGGGGCCCUUGUGAUUGACAGCUCCACCAUGUGUUUCGUUUGCAUUCCCAUAGCAACUGGAGUGAUGAAGCAAUGAACAUGUAGUUUCUUGCAUUUCGCUGGUAUUGGAGAAAAAGUGAACUGAUAUUAAAAUAUAACCUGACAUUCA